Lactuca virosa is the source of this 897-nucleotide messenger RNA. NCBI's taxonomy places the organism in Eukaryota, Viridiplantae, Streptophyta, Magnoliopsida, Asterales, Asteraceae. The record is from the annotation of a GenBank genome assembly.
CUCACACACACACAUAUGGUGAUGGUGUCAUCGACAUGUUGGAUUGACAACCUCACACUUUCAGUGGUUUUGUAUAAACCGGAGGACCCAAUUCUCAUCCAUGAGUAUGAUCAACAACAGAAACAGAAACCGGAACUAUAACACCAGAGAGAGGCAUCAUCCAGAAUGGCUGCUCAGGCUGUGGAGUCUGCAGCGGUGACGGCUCUGCGAUCGGUUCUUCACCGUGUCCGGCAUGCGGCGGAAAGAUCUGGUCGCCAUGCCGAUGAUGUGCGGGUGGUGGCAGUGAGCAAGACUAAACCUAUCUCUCUCAUCCGCCAAGUCUACGACGCAGGACAGCGUUGUUUUGGGGAAAACUAUGUCCAAGAAUUCAUCGAAAAGGCUCCUCAGCUUCCAAAGGAUAUCGACUGGCAUUUUAUUGGACAUUUACAGAGCAAUAAAGCAAAAUCCCUACUCGCUGCUGUUCCAAAUCUAUCGAUGGUGCAGGGUGUAGAUAACGAGAAGAUUGCAAAUCACCUUGAUCGUGCAGUUUCAAGCAUUGGAAGAAAACCUUUGGCAGUUAUGGUCCAAGUAAAUACGAGUGGAGAGGCAUCAAAAUCUGGGAUUGAACCUUCAAGCUGUGUAGAUCUUGUGAAGCAUGUUAAGCUUAGUUGCCCAAAUCUGGUGUUUUCUGGGUUAAUGACUAUUGGAAUGCCAGAUUAUACAUCGACUCCAGAGAAUUUCAAGACGCUAUCAAGGUGCCGAAGUGAGAUCUGCAAGGAACUUGGAAUGGUAGAAAAGCAGUGUGAGCUGUCAAUGGGCAUGUCUGGGGACUUUGAACUAGCGAUUGAAAUGGGAAGCACAAAUGUAAGGAUUGGAUCUACCAUUUUUGGACCAAGGGAGUACGCCAAGAAACAGUAG